AGAAUCUUUUGUUUCCAAAUUUCUGCCUUGAAAUCACUCACCAAAAUCCUGAUCCACGUUUGUUUUAUCAUCUCAUCUCUUUUCCGGUGGGGAAAAAAAAGGACGAUCUACAUUCUACAGGGAUCUUCACCGAAAUUCGGAUAAAUGCUGUUCUGGAAGCACGAGAUUUUGUAGAAAUGGACAAGUGACUAAAUUUUUUGAAAUGGAUGCCGUUGUUUUGAGAACAAAGAUUCCUCCCACUUCCACUUGCUUCAACUGUUACUUCCCCAUCCAUUUCUGAAUGAUUUCUUCUCCCAAAUAUCCUCAAAUCCAGGAGAUUGUUUGUAUUUUCUCUUUUUCUUGCUACUGCUGUUCCUGAUCUUUCUUCUUCUUUUAUCUCGUGAUCUUCUUUGCUUUGAUUGUUGAGAAAAAGAUGAUGCGGUUUUGUCUUAGGGAUUGAUAUUCAAUUUUCCCUCCAUUUUGAAUGCCGGAGAGGGGGUUUCCCCCUGUUUUGCUUACUGAUAUUGCAGGUAAUUUCAUUAUUCAAUCGACCCAAUAUAGAGUUUGAUGUUCUUGUGAUGGGAAAUUGUUGACUGGGUUUCUUAUUGUUGAAACCCAGAUGUUUUUUAGGACUGACAAUGUCUUGCCAGCUUUUAAGUAGUCAAUCUUGUAUAUCUGCUUAUGUAAAUACUCGUAGAAUUCAGCAUCAAUGGAGGUUGAAUCCUCUUCAGGCUUUACCACCAUCAUCAACUCUAUUGCACACUGAUGAAAGUGAACAUUUUCCAGAAUCUAAAAAGAGUUCUGGGUUCAGCUCAGUAUUGAAAACGAGUAAAGAUUCAACUGGUAUUUUGCUAAGUCAAUCAAAUUCAGUGGGUAUAUUAGGGGGAUCUUCUGUGAAUUCUACUGUAAACUUCUUGGGAAAAUUAGUUAAAUGGAGUACCAAAGAUGGAGAAUCUGGUCUUCCUUUUGUUCUUUGCUCUGAUCCAACUCUUAGUAACGAGCUCCAAGUGUUUGAUAAAAGUUCUCACCCAGUUCUCAACUACAAGAGUGAGGAUUUAGGAUUGGACUCAAGAUUAGUAGUGGAGAGUUUGAAGAGUAAGAGAGCUUUUCUCGAGAAUUCGGGUGCUCGUUGCAUUGUUAUGCCUUGUCACAUCUCUCAUUUAUGGUAUGAAGAUGUUUCAAAAGGGUGUCCUGUUACCUUCCUUCACAUGGCUGAUUGUGUUGCUAGAGAGCUCAAGGAAGCUAAGUUGAAGCCACUCGAAGCUGGGAGUCCCUUACGGAUUGGAGUUCUUGCAACCAAUGCAAUUUUAAGUGCAGGGUAUUAUCAGGAGAAACUGCAGAAUGAAGGAUUUGAGGUGGUUCUUCCAGACAAAGCAACUAUGGAGCAUACUGUAAUUCCUGCAAUUGAGGCUCUAAACAGAAAAGACAUAGAAGGGGCAAGGAAUUUACUAAGAAUUGCACUUCAAGUUCUUUUGGUGAGGGCUGUCAACUCUGUCAUCCUUGCCUCUGAUGAUAUAAAGGAUCUUUUGCCCUUGGAUGAUCCCCUUCUUAAGAGAUGCAUUGACCCAAUGGACGCAUUAGCAAGGUCCACUAUCAAUUGGGCACAAUGUGCUGAAUAAGGUAUUUGGUCCUAAUCUUCCUCCUGUUACACUUUUCAAGACCUCAAUUUGUUUUAAACUUUUUUGUCCUCAGAACUUUGAACAAAAAAAGUAUCAGGGUAUAUGUUUAAAAUCUACUGCAUUGUCUUAAAUUGUUGAGUUACAAAUCAUGUACAAGGUCAAUACUGGUAGAAUUGAUUGAUCAUCCAACAUGACCUCUCUCUCAUUUCAUAGCAGAAGGAAGACCGUUAACCAAAUAGAAUUAGAAAUAUGGAAAUUAUUUGAAUACUAGUAUACCUCUGUCCUUCCCCUUGUUUUAGUUUCAGCCUGCAAUUUACUUCUCAUUUAGAUCAUUACUAUUCAUUUAUGAAGUACCCAUAUUUGUCACAAAAGGGUAUGAUCCUAUCUACAGUUAAAAAGGACAUUUUGGCUUUUC
Molecule: messenger RNA, 2013 nt
Organism: Benincasa hispida (wax gourd)
Lineage: Eukaryota; Viridiplantae; Streptophyta; Magnoliopsida; Cucurbitales; Cucurbitaceae
Product: aspartate-glutamate racemase family
Source: RefSeq, a predicted model, not a curated record